AUGGCGGCUGUGAUGACAGCGCGCGGCCCGGCCCCCCGGCACCGCCGCCAUAGUGGCUACACCAGCGCGCUCUGCUAUGCCAUUGUGGCCGCACUAUUUUGUGCUCUUUGCUGUGAAGUCCGCGCGCUGGAGGUGGGCGAGUUUUUUCCCGGCCAGAUACACAUGAGCGCGAAGGAUCGUUACAAAUCUGUUCAGGCAUUGCAGUCCCUGCAGCGCGCGAUCAACGACCCUGAGCUGCAGAAGGAGGUAGAGUCCGCGCUCAGGGACACAGCGAGGGGGUUCGACAUGUGUCAAUCAGCACUUUACCGCUGCAACCGCGUGACUGGCGCUCUCGAGGAGGCGGUCAUCAAGAACAUGCAGGGCGGGACUGUGAAGUGGGACGAGUACCCAACAUGGGUGAAGCGGAUCCGCAUCACGGACUCGAGGCUGGAGCAGCCACUCGUGCUCUCCAGCUUACCUGCAAACCUUGAGGAAUUCGUGGCGACGAACGUGGAAUGGGAAUCCCACUCGAUUCUUCGGGUCCCACAGAGUGGCGUGGGGGGAGUUGUGACGGAGCCCUUGACUCAUCUUCGCGUUUUGCAAUGUGACAACUGCGCUCUCGUGAAGGCAGAGGUGACGACGACAUCCCAGCUGGAGUCGCUGCAGGUGUUGAGCCUUUCCGGUAAUCCAGACUUGAUGAUCGAUCUCCGCGAGCUGCCGCGCAACCUCCAAUCGCUGCAGCUCUCUUACACAAAACUGGCUCACUCCACGGUCAAGGAGGUAUUGGAGACUGCGCCGGCGUUUCUCUCGCUGCUGAAUAUCAGCUUCACCGAUGUCGCGCUGACUCUCGACAUGCUGUCGUCUGCAAGGAAGCAGCUAACGAUGCUGGAUGUGUCCGGCCUGGAAAGUGGCAACCCAGAGUCACCUCUCGCUGUCUCUCAGCUGCAAAGUGCGUGUAGCGAAAGUGACUUCAGCCUCGCAGGGCUGUAUCUCACCAGGUGCAGCCUGACAGGCACCCUCCCUGACCUUAGCAAUUGCACAAAGCUGAAGGUGAUGGAUGUGUCGCACAACCUCCUCGAGGGCGCCGUGUUCGCUCAACUCCCCAAGAACAUAGAGGUGCUGCGUCUCAACAGCAAUGCGAUACAGGGCGGUCUCCGCAUCAGCGAACUCCCGCGCACUCUGCAGUUCCUUGAUAUCUCUGAAAACCAAUUCACGGGUGAGGUCGACCUCUCGGCACUGCCGCCGCAGCUGCAGUACUUCAACAUUGGCCACAAUCAUUUCAGCGGCAAGGUGAACCUUACGCAGCUGCCCGAGACUGUGAAGUUUGUGUACAUGGAGUACAAUCACUUCACCGGCGAGGCUGACCUCGUCGACCUCCCGCUCGGCCUUCGUUUUAUCAUGGUCCACCACAACAACUGGGACUACCUCUUGCCCGCCCCGUGA
This is a messenger RNA of Leishmania mexicana MHOM/GT/2001/U1103, 1422 nucleotides long. RefSeq lists its product as hypothetical. The transcript has a single exon. The record is from RefSeq and is a predicted model, not a curated record. Bases 1 to 1422 code for a protein of 473 amino acids. NCBI's taxonomy places the organism in Eukaryota, Euglenozoa, Kinetoplastea, Trypanosomatida, Trypanosomatidae.